ACAAAGAGAAGAGGAAGAAGAGCUAACGGGUUUCCGGUCCGUCCAUGCUGAUUCGAAAAACGCAAAAAUUCAGCUUCUCUGAUUCUGAAUUUAUUUUAUUAAUUUCAUCAUGUCCAUUAAAUUGAACGCUCUCUACAGCGACUCAUAUGUGGAUAUAAGCCAGUACAGAGACCAGCAUUUUAAGGGUAACAGGUACGAGCAGGAGAAGCUGCUGAAGCAGAGCUCGACGCUGUACGUGGGAAACCUGUCCUUCUACACUACAGAGGAGCAGGUGUAUGAGCUCUUCGCCAAGAGUGGAGACGUCAAGAGGAUCGUCAUCGGCCUCGACAAGGUCAAGAAGACCGCCUGUGGCUUCUGUUUUGUCGAGUAUUACACGCGAGCCGACGCGGAGCAGGCCAUGAGGUUUGUGAACGGCACGAGGCUGGAUGACCGGAUCAUCCGCACGGACUGGGACGCGGGCUUUAAAGAGGGCCGACAGUACGGCCGGGGCAAGUCCGGCGGCCAGGUGCGGGAUGAGUACAGGCAGGACUACGACCCCGCCAGAGGGGGUUAUGGGAAACUGGUGCAGAAAGCCUGAACGUGAACACGGACUGCCGGGAAUGCGAUUUCUGGGAUGUGCAGUGGCGGACUGAGAUGUGUGUGUGAUGUACAUAUUAGAGUUUAGAAUGUCCAUGCCUGAAAUUCAUCUAGUCUGGCAUUUGUACUUACUUUUUUUUUUUUUUUUAAUAAAUGCUUUUUUAUAAA
Pimephales promelas (fathead minnow) is the source of this 744-nucleotide messenger RNA. RefSeq names its product nuclear cap binding protein subunit 2 (gene ncbp2). Gene Ontology annotation, biological process: mRNA cis splicing, via spliceosome. Gene Ontology annotation, cellular component: nuclear cap binding complex. Gene Ontology annotation, molecular function: RNA cap binding. NCBI's taxonomy places the organism in Eukaryota, Metazoa, Chordata, Actinopteri, Cypriniformes, Leuciscidae. The record is from RefSeq and is a predicted model, not a curated record.